Molecule: messenger RNA, 2829 nt
Organism: Sorex araneus (European shrew)
Lineage: Eukaryota; Metazoa; Chordata; Mammalia; Eulipotyphla; Soricidae
Gene: CCND1
Product: cyclin D1
Exons: 5
Coding region: 175-1101 (308 amino acids)
Biological process (GO): regulation of cyclin-dependent protein serine/threonine kinase activity; positive regulation of G1/S transition of mitotic cell cycle; mitotic cell cycle phase transition
Cellular component (GO): cytoplasm; cyclin-dependent protein kinase holoenzyme complex; nucleus
Molecular function (GO): cyclin-dependent protein serine/threonine kinase regulator activity
Source: RefSeq, a predicted model, not a curated record
CUGCCCGGCUUUGAUCUCCGCUUAACAACAGCAACGUCACGCGGGCCGCGGGCGAGUUUUGUUGGAAGUUGCAAAGUCCCGGAGCCCGCAGAGGGCUGUCGGCGCUCCAGCAGCGAGCACGGCGGCGGCGCGCUCCGGCCCCCAGCCCCCCGCACCCCGCGCGCCCCGCCGGCCAUGGCACACCAGCUCCUGUGCUGCGAGGUGGACACCAUCCGCCGCGGCUACCCCGAUGCCAACCUCCUCAACGACCGGGUGCUGCGCGCCAUGCUCAAGGCGGAGGAGACCUGCGCGCCGUCCGUGUCCUACUUCAAGUGCGUGCAGAAGGAGAUCGCGCCGUCCAUGCGCAAGAUCGUGGCCACCUGGAUGCUGGAGGUGUGCGAGGAGCAGAGGUGCGAGGAGGAGGUCUUCCCGCUGGCCAUGAACUACCUGGACCGCUUCCUGUCGCUCGAGCCCCUGCCCAAGAGCCGCCUGCAGCUGCUCGGCGCCACCUGCAUGUUCGUGGCCUCCAAGAUGAAGGAGACCAUCCCGCUGACCGCCGAGAAGCUGUGCAUCUACACUGACCACUCCGUGCGGCCCGACGAGCUGCUGCACAUGGAGCUGCUGCUGGUGAACAAGCUCAAGUGGAACCUGGCGGCGAUGACCCCUCACGACUUCGUGGAGCACUUCCUCUCCAAGAUGCCCGUGGCCCCCGAGAGCAAACGCAUCAUCCGCAAGCACGCGCAGACCUUCGUCGCCCUGUGCGCCACGGACGCCAAGUUCAUCUCCAACCCGCCCUCCAUGGUGGCCGCGGGCAGCGUGGCAGCGGCCGUGCAGGGCCUGCACCUGGGGGCCUCCAGCGGCUUCCUGGCCCCCCACCGCCUCUCGCGCUUCCUCUCCACUGUCAUCAAGUGUGACCCAGUGGCAUCCAGCAGAGGCGCCCCCUCUGAGGCCCUGUCCCCUCCCGCCCCCCAGGACUGCCUCCGGGCCUGCCAGGAGCAGAUCGAAGCCCUGCUGGAGUCCAGCCUGCGCCAGGCCCAGCAGAGCCCGAACCCCAAGGCCGCCGAGGAGGCGGAGGAGGACUUGUCCUGCACCCCCACCGACGUGCGCGACGUCAGCCUCUGAGCGACCGCGGGGGCAGGGAAGGGGUGGGUGGUCCCCGCGCUGCCCCACCCCUCCGCGCCGCCCCACCCCUCGGCCUCUUUCUCCCUUCUGACUGCAGCAAAAGACACAAAGUUCCCCCAAAAACUGUCUUAAAAAAAAAAAAAGGAGCGAAAGAGAGGGGCUAGCAUUCCGCUGGCCCGCGGCCUGGGAAUCCGCUGGUUUCUGGUCCCCGCGGCGGCCCUCAGACUGGUCACUAAGGUCAAGACACUGCCGGCCCGGGCCCAGUUCUGUGUUGCGAGCAAAAAACAAACAAAAAGCUUAAAACCUUUUUUUUUUUUUCCCAAGUAGGAAAACUUUGAAGGCUUUUGCUAGAAGGUUCUGGCAGCUUCCCCAUCCGCCCGGGGAGCUCAGCUUUAAGGCACGGCCAGGCCCCCUGCCGGCUGCCCUGGCCAUAGUCACUUUAUCAGCCUUGUGCCUGGGUGACCUCACGGGGGCAGGGGGGGGAGGUCGUGCCGGCCCCCCCACCGCAGAGCCGCCGGGGACACCCUAGAGUCUAUUUUUGUAAUCUGCCUGUUGUUGUUGUCGUUGUUGGUUUGGGUUCUGUUUUGGUUUUGUUUUUGCCUGUUUGCCCAUGCUGGGUUCUCUCCCCACUGCCCCCCAGGACCCCCCCACCCCCACGGUGCCAAGCGCCCAGCACCCUCAGCUGCGUACACGGUUGGUUUGUGUCGUGUUUCUUCAAUUCCGAAACCAUCCCACCCCGGGCCCCUGGGCCAGCAGCCAGCCCGGCGGCGAGGGAGCGAGCGGGCCCCGCGGGAAGGUUGGGGCAUGUCGAGAGCCUGGCGCAGAGAGCGAGAGCUGGCCGGGGAGGGGCGCGGGGGGCGGCCCUUGCUGCCCACAUGGACCCUUCGGGGGCCCCCGGCCCCCGAGCCAGCUGGUGUCUGCGGGCAGUGGCCGCAGAGGGUGGCCCAGAGGACAAGUAGGUAGGGGGUGCGGGGCGUGGCCGCGGAGGGGCCUGGAGCGCUCCAGGCUGGGGUGGUCUGGGGUCCGCCCGCUCGCUCAUGCCGGGCCGGCCCAGCCUGUGAACUUGAGCUGCUUUGGGGUGGUCAGAGCGACACAGAUGGCGCUUAGGCCCUCGGGGGGGCCCCCCCACAUCUCCCGCCCCUAGAGACCAGGUCAGCCACUAGCCGAUUUGCACUUCUCGCCCGAACCAUUUCUGUACCCUGGAGGGGCCCGUCCUCUCGCCGGCCGCCCCCGCCGGCCCUUCUCUCUCCCACGUUGCUGCUAUCCUCCCCGAGGCCCGGAACCCGGACCCCCAGUCAUGUGUGUGACUCUGCCGUCUGCUCUAUUCCAAAAACAUUCCCGACCCACAGUACCUCGGGCUUCUCAGCCACGUGCAGGCCGGCGGCCCCCGCCCCCACGCUGGACUCACUCCCACCCAGGACCGACCACUGUCCACUGCAGGAGCCCCUCGGCCGUGCUGCUCUCGGCCCUAGCUCCAGAAAGCUGAUUAUUGUUGUUAUUAUUGUGACCCGCUGCGUCGGGCCGGGCCAUGGGGGGGGUGACUGAGUAACUUCCGGAAUUGUUGGGGCGUGUUGGAGGGGCUGGGCGGUUAUGUGGGCGCCCUCCCGGAGUUCUGCCAAGGCCCCGGUAGGCCAAGGCCCGCCUACCUCACCCUCUGGCUGCACCCCUCACCCCCCUGUAGCCAAAAGCAAAAGACAAAGAUGGAAAGUCUAGAAAUAAAGUUGGUGA